Zootoca vivipara (common lizard) is the source of this 3269-nucleotide messenger RNA. It is a transcript of the gene NIPAL3, whose product is annotated as NIPA like domain containing 3. The record is from RefSeq and is a predicted model, not a curated record. Gene Ontology annotation, cellular component: membrane. Gene Ontology annotation, biological process: magnesium ion transport. Gene Ontology annotation, molecular function: magnesium ion transmembrane transporter activity. Lineage: Eukaryota; Metazoa; Chordata; Lepidosauria; Squamata; Lacertidae.
CCCUGCCUUCCAAGCGCUCCAUCAGCUGCGGGGAAAGAAACAUUCCGAGGGCUUUUGGUGCUCUGCUUUCUGGCUGCGAAGGCUAGAUAACACAUACACCCACCUCGGGACGAAGACAAGGAAGCAGAGCAACCAACGGACAGGAUACCUGGUCCCACCCCAUCAUGGCUCCUCUGUAGUGGCAAAAUGCUGAGGAGAAAGAUGGAUCCAGUUGUUCCCUGGUUGAUUUAAAGCACUGCUGUAGUUAUAACUAAGCAAGAAGCAAACUGGAAAAGGAAUGCAUAAGUAAACCAAAAUGGAGAGAGCAAAUGGCCCUGGUCUACAGCUCCAGCCGCUUGCAACAUUGUCUGUACCACGGCUAGCUCAUGAGGAUUCCUUCUCUUACAAGGAAAACCUGAUUGGUGCCCUGCUGGCUAUUUUUGGACACCUCGUUAUCAGCAUAGCACUCAACCUCCAGAAAUACAGCCAUAUCCGGCUGGUGGGUUGCAAGGACCACCGGGCCUACUUCAAGACCAAGACAUGGUGGUGUGGCCUGUUCCUGCUGUUCCUGGGGGAGCUGGGGGUCUUCUCUGCCUAUGCCUUUGCGCCCCUUUCCCUGAUUGUGCCCCUUGGUGCCGUGUCUGUUAUAGCAAGUGCAAUCAUUGGAAUCAUAUUCAUUAAGGAAAAAUGGAAGCCGAAAGAUUUCUUGAGGCGCUAUGUUUUGUCCUUCAUAGGCUGUGGCUUGGCUGUUGUCGGGACAUACCUGCUGAUAACCUUCGGGCCUAACAGUCAUGAGACCAUGACAGGAGAGAACAUCACUAAGCACUUGGUCAGCUGGCCAUUUCUCUUGUAUAUGCUGGUAGAGAUCAUCAUUUUCUGCCUGCUGUUGUAUUUCUACAAAGAGAGGAAAGCUAACUAUAUUGUGGUGAUUCUGCUGUUGGCAGCACUCCUGGGUUCAAUGACAGUCAUCACGGUGAAGGCAGUGGCAGGCAUGGUGGUGGUUUCAAUACGAGGGAACCUCCAGCUGGGCUACCCCAUUUUCUACAUCAUGGUGGUUUGCAUGGUGGCAACAGCAUCCUUUCAGGCAACGUUUUUAACACAAGCAACACAGCUGUACGAUGCAUCACAGAUUGCCAGCAUAGGAUACAUCUUGUCCACUGCAACAGCAAUUACUGCAGGUGCAACCUUCUACAUGGACUUCAUUGGAGAAGACAUACUUCAUAUAUGCAUGUUUGCCUUGGGGUGCCUCAUUGCAUUUUUAGGCGUCUUCUUGAUCACUAGAAACAAGAGGAAAUCAAUCUUUUUCGAACCGUACAUCUCCAUGGAUGCUAUGCCAAGCAUGCAGAAUUUGCAUGACAACGGAACGGCAGUUCAGCCUGAGCUCAAAACGUCAUUUUCCUAUGGUGCCCUGGAGAACAACGACGCCAUCUCUGAGAUCUACGCACCUGCUACGUUGCCGAUAGUGCAGGAGGAACAUGGUUCGAGGGGGUCAUCUGUGCCUCCCUACCGGGUCAUGGAGCAUAACAAAGGGGAGUGAAAGCCCUUGUAAGGGACUGGCAUAAUGCCUCCAAGUGUGGUCCUCUUAUUUAUUCAUCCCUUCUUCUUUUUAAGCACCGCUAAGUCAGAAAAAAAGUCGGUUUAUUUAUGGAUUAAGUGUGUAUGGAAUGACAACUUUAAAGACUGAACUGUGUUAAGAGUCCCCUACCCAUGUAAUAUGAAAGCUAAGUUGAUUGUUGCAGGACACAAGCAGCUGUAUCGGCCUCACUAAGCUAAACUGUGACAGGAUGUAUAGCUAUGUCAAAAGGAACUCAGAGGAUAUUCUGAUGGCUGUAAUAUUGCUGGUCAAACAGCAGGAACUAAAGGGUGAGUUUAGACUCUGUUUUCCUGAUAAAAUUCCCUUUAUGAUGACAUAACACGACUCAGUAUGUGGGUUGUACGGGUCUCAAGCAGAGCUUUGGGUUCAUGUGCCUCUUCCCCACCGCAUAUGGAUGGUUGUAUCCAACUUAAGUUUUACUCGGCAUGGACUCCCUGAACUUAAUAGACCAAAGUUUUCCAUUUAUUUCAGUUCCUCUGCUUUGAGUAUCACUAGCAUUGGAUACAACCCAGGAUAUUUUUAAUAUGAAUCAAAGCUUACACAUGUCAAUUUUUGUUUUAAUUAGACCUGCUCAUGUUACCUUCCUGCUGCCUUGUACCUUAAGGAGAAAACUAGCCAAACAUUUGUAGAUGUCAGAUAAGAUCGAGAGCCCCAACGACAACAGCCCACAGACACACAGCGUGCAACUGGCUUUCUGCCAUUUAUCUUGCAAGACAGCAAUUUAGACCUUCCCUACAAAUGUGUCAUUUCAGUUGUGUCGAUUCAUAUUGUGGGUCAGAGAUUGCUCCCCUUGUGGGGGGGGGGGCUCAUUCCUGCCAACAAAAAAGUUAGCUCAGCGGGGAGUGGGCUGGGAUGGAAACUUGCUCAUUGUGUUGCUAUUGUGUACUGUACGUGGUUUGUUUGCUUUUUUAUUAUUUGCAGAAAGUAUUUACAUGGGGCUUUAUUCCAAAAAGGCAGAAAUAAAAUCUAAGUAACUCCCCUCCUUCCCCCCCUCCCGGUCCAAGUUACAGGUUGCUGUUGCUUUCUGGACCCUUCAUACAUCAGAGUUCCAUGGCCCUGAUCCAGAAAAUGAAUGGGUUAAGUUAAUCGCCACCUUAAAGUGUUAUGAAAGUGGAUUUGUGUGUGAGUGCGUGUAUGAAUCACUUUGAAUAAAUUUGCAGAAACUCCAGGACACCACACUAACUUGGCAGCAGUUAAUUCUAGAUCCAGGAAUGGAGUACCUGUGGUCCUCCAGAUGUUGAUAGACUUGAACAUCAGCCUCAACCAGUGUGACCAGAGAUGAGGUGAGUUUUAGUCCAGCAACAUCUGGAGGGCCACAGGUUCUUGACUGCUGUUCUAAUUCAAGAUGGGGCCUUAUUAGUGAUCCUUUUUGUUCUCUCCAUCUUUGGCUGCAGGCUUAUUCAUGAUAACUCCCCACCCCAUUGUUCAUCACCUGAGCUGGGAUAUAGCAUACAACUUCCACUGAUUUUAGCCUUGGAAGAGAUGUAUGCUGUGAAUCACUGACUUUCUGGUUGACUGUUUCCGUUGCUUAUACCAUAAUGCUGCCUUUUAGGUUUUUGUCUGUCAACUCUGGGUCUUUUUGUGAUAGGAAUGCAUCCCCCCGGUGCCGGAGCAUGAAGCUCCGCCACUGCAGAGGAGUAAAGCAGAAUGACUUAGAUCAGUGGUUCCCAACAGGUGGUCCGGGGACCCCCAGGGG